Messenger RNA from Eimeria mitis, 240 nucleotides. RefSeq names its product calmodulin, putative. Gene Ontology annotation, cellular component: myosin II complex. The record is from RefSeq and is a predicted model, not a curated record. Gene Ontology annotation, molecular function: calcium ion binding. Bases 1 to 240 code for a protein of 79 amino acids. The transcript is spliced from 2 exons. NCBI's taxonomy places the organism in Eukaryota, Apicomplexa, Conoidasida, Eucoccidiorida, Eimeriidae.
AUGAAGGAAGAGAGACUAGUGGAAUGCUUUCGUAUGUUUGACGACGACGCUAUUGGAAAGAUAAGUAUUCCAGAAUUAAGAUAUGUACUGCAACAAAUAGGGGAACCCUUGACAGACGAUGAAGCUGACAAAUUUAUUGACUGGGCCAUGAAGGUACCUGAUGCGAUAUCGGAUGGCGGAAUGCUCAACUACGACAUUCUCGCACGGGAACUUAUGAACAGGGACCCAGAUGUCUUAUGA